Molecule: messenger RNA, 1182 nt
Organism: Aspergillus niger
Lineage: Eukaryota; Fungi; Ascomycota; Eurotiomycetes; Eurotiales; Aspergillaceae
Exons: 1
Coding region: 1-1182 (393 amino acids)
Molecular function (GO): hydrolase activity
Source: RefSeq, a predicted model, not a curated record
AUGCCAACCCCAAUCAUCGACUCCCACAUCCACCUCUUCCCAGCAUCCCAUCUCCCCACGCUGGCCUGGUAUACACCCUCCAGCCCACUAGGAUCCCAGCACUCCGUCGACGAAUACCGCCUCGCAACCACCUCCAUUCCCACAUCCCCGGAACCAACAACAGACUCACAUUACCUACGGGGCUUCAUCUUCCUCGAAACCGACCGGAUCUCCUCAAUUGAAGAAUCAGAUCCAACCCGUGGCUGGUCCCACGCCCUCGACGAAGUCUCCUUCCUCACCCGGAUCAUUACCGGAGACCCCGUCCCCGGGGAAGGCCACAAAGAUGUAGAUCGCCACAUCUGUCUAGGUAUGGUGCCCUGGGCGCCUGUUCCCGGAGGUCCUGCUGCGCUGGAGAAGUACAUUUCUCUAGUGAGAGAAAGGACUCGCACGGAGGAAGUAUUCAGAAAAGUCCGCGGAGUGCGGUACCUCGUUCAGGAUAAGCCGAGCGGAGUCAUGUUGCAGCCCGAGUUCAUUGAUGGGUUGAGGUGGCUAGGACGGCAGCAGUUGGCGUUUGAUCUGGGGGUGGAUGCUCGUCAAGGUGGCAUUUGGCAGUUGAGGGAGGCGGCGGAGAUGAUGAAUACGGUUUAUCGGGGGGUUGGGGAGAAGAAGGAUAGGGUUAGGAUCGUUAUUAGUAUGUUCAUCCACGACCUUCUGCUUCUAUCUUUGAGUAGAGUUUAUGGUUGGUAUUUGCUUGUUGCUAACGAGCCGUCUACAGAUCACCUGUGCAAGCCAAACCUUCGUCUGCCGUACACAUCGCCAGACUCGAUAGCUACGCAUCCUGAUUUCCUGGAGUGGAGCUCCCUGAUCACAGCCAUGGCACAGCAUCCGACAGCGUAUAUGAAGCUUUCCGGUGGAUUCUCGGAGCUUCCCCCGCUGACGGCGGAAUCGGAGCCGGAUAUUGCUGCCCUAGUCGACCAGGUCCAGCUGUGGACGGACGUGGUCUUUGAUGCAUUUGGGCCGGAGAGAGUCAUGUUUGGGUCUGACUGGCCGGUGUGUAAUGUGGGUGGAGGCGGCAGUGCAGUCGCCUGGAGACGGUGGAGGAGUGUGGUGGAGGGCAUCUUGGAGAAGAGGGGCUUGUCGCAGGAGCAGAAGGAGGGUGUAUGGGGAGGAGUUGCAGUCAAAGCAUAUGCGAUUGAAAUCUAG